GACAGCUCCUAACAGGUUUACCAAAUUCUUUCCAUAAUGGGAAUAAAAAAGGAAAGGUUCAAUUCCCGUGCACAGAUUGUGAUGCUGACCCUUCUAGCAUGCAGUUGCUCAGUGUCUGAAGGUCAGUCAGGACCCCUGUUUUGCACUAAAUCCUCCCCCUCACCCAGUACUCCGAGCUCUGUUCAUGCUCUGAGGCCUGCUGAUGUGUCUGUGAUAUCUGCUCUUGUUUUGUCUGAUGCGGAGAGAUCUGAUGAAAGUACAGUCCUGAACAGACUGUCAGAAAUAUUCUUCACCUUUAACCCUGAUGUGACAUUCGAUGUCCCCAGUCAGAGGAGCGUCAUGGAUCAAGCAGAGGGCAUUACACAGUCCUUCAGCUCCACUCAGUGGAAGCUGCUCUUGUUUUUUGUACCAGUUGAAGAGCCCUGUGUGUGUGAAGGCCAGGACCUCAAAGCAGCUCUUAAUGAAACAGUAAGCAGAGUGGAGAAAGAACUGGAUAGCCUUUACAAGAAGUUAAAGCACACACUUGUUCAUGUUGUUGUUUGGGGUCGACUGCCAACUGCUAAAUCUCAUAACCGAGUUUGUCAGUGCCAGUGUGAGGAGGAAUACAGUAUAAAAAGAAGAAGGCUGGACACAGUAAUGCUCAUGGCAUCUUUGCAGGAAUCUGUCAGUGCUGUUCUAAAGAACAGAGGCUGGUUCAGUGAAAGGGAAGAUUUCAGCGUGACGCUUCAGUCCAGGCCAGUGCACACUGAUCUGUCAGCCCCAAAGGAAGCAACAACAGCUGACACCACACUUGACCUAAGCAAACUGGCUUUACAACUCUGGAUACAUUUGCUGCAGCCAAUGUCAGCCAAGACUGAAGUGGAGGGGAGGGGCUUAAUCGACAUUCCAUGCCCUACUGAGGAAAGGCCGUAUUUGCGAACACAACAUAAUACACACGCUGAACCUGAGCUGAAAAUCUCACAAAAAGCAGAAAUCUCUCCACGUCUAGAUCCAGUGUUGGGAACUGAGCUCACCUGUGAGGACCGAGCUCCAUCUCCCACUGUUCCUACCUCAGUUCAUGCCCUGAGGCCUGCAGAUAUCAAAGUGGUGGCAGCGAUGGGGGAUUCGUUGACGGCAGGCAAUGGGGUGGGUGCAGCACAAAGCAAUCUCUUGGGGGUGCUCAGAGAGUAUCGCGGUCUCUCAUGGUGCAUCGGUGGGGACAAGAACCUAACAACUGUGACCACUUUGCCAAAUAUUCUGAAAGAGUUUAACCCUUCGCUUGUUGGCUAUUCACUGCGAGAGGGAGGUGAGAACUCUGCACAGAGUUUUUUAAACCAAGCAGUACCAGGAGCCAAAUCCGAUGAUAUGGUCAAGCAAGCUAAUGCUGUUGUUUCAAGAAUGAAAACAGAUUCACGUAUUGAUUUCCAAAACGAUUGGAAAGUUAUCACCAUCUUUAUAGGGGGAAAUGACAUAUGUGACUACUGCUCUAAUACUCUGUAUUAUUCUCCUGAUAACAUUGUGAAGCGUUUACGUGAAGCUCUGGACAUAUUACACAGUGAGGUACCUCGUGCCCUGGUGAACCUGGUGGAGCUCCUGCAUAUAGUUCCAUUGCGCCGUCUGCAUCAGGACCCCAGUAUUGGCUGUCCCACCUGGCUGGUCAAUAUAUUGUGUCCGUGUGUUCUUAAACCUAAAGAUGGAUCUUUGGAAUUCCAAAAGUUGCAGGAUUUCAAUAAAGCUUAUCAGCGUUCUAUGAAGCAGCUGGUUGAGUCAGGGCGAUAUGACACGCAUGAGAACUUCACUGUGGUCUUGCAGCCGUUCUUAAGAAAUGUGUUUCUUCCUUUCCUGGAGGAUGGAAGGCCUGACCGUUCCUAUUUCUCUCCGGACUGUUUUCAUCUUGGUCAAAAAGCUCACACUCUAAUGGCGCGAGCUCUCUGGAACAACAUGCUGGAGCCCUUAGGUAAUAAGACAGACAGUCAAGAUUUUACUGCUGGCAUCUCUGUCAAAUGUCCUGAAAAGUCUGCCCCAUAUUUGAAGACCUAUCACAACAGCAAUUACACAUACGAAACAAAGCCUCCCACUCCUUUUCCUCCUGCUAAUUGGGGAAGUGAUUUCUCAUGUGUGGAUACAGCAGUUGGUGUUGGUGUGAUACCAACAUCAGUUCACAGGCUGCGUCCAGGUGACAUUAAUGUAGUUGCAUCUGUGGGAGAUUCAAUCACUGCCGGCUUCGGUGCAAAGGCUAAAAACCUUCUUGAACUAUCAGAUGAGGAGAGAGGGGUCUCCUGGAGCAUUGGUGGGGAUAAUACUUUGGAAACAGUUUCCACAGUGCCAAAUAUUCUCAAGAAGUUCAAUCCAAAUGUUUUCGGCUUCUCACUGGGAAAAAAUAAACAAACAAAAGGCUUCAAUAUGGCAGUGUCAGGAGCCAAAGCAAGUAAUAUACCAGUGCAAGUGAGGGAGCUCAUCACGGUUUUAAACAGUAGCAAUAAAGUGAAUUUUGAAAAUGACUGGAAACUGGUGACACUGUUUAUUGGGGGAAAUGACCUUUGCCAGUUCUGUCAUGACCGGGCUUCUCUGUCCCCUCAGAAGUACAUUGGUUACAUCCGAGAUAGUUUAGACAUGCUGUAUAAUGAGGUUCCUAGAGUGUUGGUGAAUUUUGUGGAAAUUUUUGAGAUCAAGGAUCUGCGUCAAGUAAAGAGAGACACUCUGGGCUGCAGCCUUCUGCAAGAGAACAUUUGUCCGUGCUUUUUGAAACCUGGUCAGAACUCUCCAGAACUGAGUGAAAUGACUAAGAUCAACAGGGAUCUCCAGACAGAGACUGAAAGGCUUGUGUAUGGUGGUCGGUAUGACAAACGAGAGGACUUUGCAGUGGUGCUACAACCCUUCUUUAAAAACUCAAUUCUUCCAUUGGUUGGGGACGGCACACCAGACCUGAGCUUCUUCUCUGUGGACUGUUUUCAUUUCACUGAACGUGGACAUGCAGAGAUGGCUAUCUCUCUCUGGAACAACAUGCUGGAGCCUGUGGGGAGUAAACAGACCUACAAUAAUUUCACAUAUGACCGCAGUAAGAUUCACUGUCCCACAAAGGAGCAUCCUUUUAUCUUUACACUAGUAAACAGUGUGAAUAGUGACUCUAACAUCUCAACCACGGUCAUACCCACUACGGUUCAACCGGGAACUCCACUCCCUCCAAAGUCCUCCAGUGAUUCCAUACCUGCCUGGGGCGCUGCCCUUCUGGCUGUGGGAGGCUUGCUGAUUGGUUGGGCCAUAACGUGGAUCUUCUUCUACUACAGAGACCGAAGAAGCCGAAAGAGAAGCCAGAACGAUACUAAGAGUGAAAUGACAGGAACUCAAUUUUAAUAGGCUUGUAGAAAGAAAAUGUAGAUAAAUAAGAUAAAAAAUUCCAUUUGUAAAUUGUUGUUGUAAAUUAUUUAUAUAAGAAUAGUAAUGAUAGAUAAUGUACGUAUGACUGUAAUACUGUCAGUGACUGCCCCUGCUUAUAUCUGACCAUGAGCAAUAAAGUUAAAAUGAUUUUUAUUGAACCUUAAACUGACAUUAUCAACA
Molecule: messenger RNA, 3537 nt
Organism: Triplophysa rosa
Lineage: Eukaryota; Metazoa; Chordata; Actinopteri; Cypriniformes; Nemacheilidae
Gene: plb1
Product: phospholipase B1
Exons: 42
Coding region: 37-3333 (1098 amino acids)
Biological process (GO): phospholipid metabolic process
Cellular component (GO): brush border membrane
Molecular function (GO): retinyl-palmitate esterase activity; phosphatidylcholine lysophospholipase A1 activity; A2-type glycerophospholipase activity
Source: RefSeq, a predicted model, not a curated record